AUGCGCCGUACGACCGCCUUCUUGACUUCACAGCUGCUGAGCUUGGCUACCACCAAGAUUGCUUCGACGGCGAGUGAGGGUACUAGUUUUGGCGGUCCUAAUAUUAGCAGAGGUGGUGGUCUAUUCUUUGCUGAUCGCGCUGUUAAGAUGACGCGCUUGACUACACCAGGCUUCUCCUUGAUUUGCAAACCUUCCAUCCUGAGCUGUGAAUCUCCUGACGCCACAGCGGCGGUGCGUCUGAUAACGGAGGAGCCGGGCAAAGGGCCUUCUGCGAGGAUACAACUGGUCGGCAUGUGCACCGUCUCUUUUUUCCGGUCCCAUCGAAUCGUGUUUCAUUGUACGGGGGAGCAGGGGCGCGUGCAACGCCAUGAAAUAGGUCUCAAGAAUGGUGACGUUCUUGCCGUGCUCAGGGGAUGUGAUCUGAUGCGGGAUUGGAAAUCCGUCGAGCGAACAUUGCGUAGCGUCGCGGGUGAGGACCCUGAGUACAUGGCAGAGGAGAUAUUGUUGAAGUUGGCAUCAGACGCGAGGGCCACAACGAAUGGAAAUGCUCUGAAUAAUGCUGGUUCUAGUGUUAUUGAUGAUGACGAUAAUAUUAACACUAAUGCCAGCGUGGAUGGCAAAGAAGUCAGCACAAGUGACAGUAGUAUGCCUAAUGGGAUAUGCAUCAUGACGGUUGUGAGGAAUAGGCCUUCCGAGGAGCUUCCGCAACCACCAUCCUACUUGAACUGGUCGAUGGCGUGUGGGGGAGAAAAACAAAACGGCAGCCAAAAAAAAGGCCGGGUGGGGGAGAUGAAGCCGGAAUUCGUGCAGCUGAGGUGA
Messenger RNA from Trypanosoma cruzi, 819 nucleotides. RefSeq lists its product as uncharacterized. NCBI's taxonomy places the organism in Eukaryota, Euglenozoa, Kinetoplastea, Trypanosomatida, Trypanosomatidae. The transcript has a single exon. Bases 1 to 819 code for a protein of 272 amino acids. The record is from RefSeq and is a predicted model, not a curated record.